AUGUCGUCUCUUCUGCGAUUAUCGGUGCUCGCGGCCGUCGCUCCGAUUGGCAUCGAGGCCUUGUUUCUGGGCGGCGGGCUGACGAUUCUGUCGCGGAACAAGCUUGAUGGCGCGCAGAACGACGGAACAGCAGCCAUCCUCGUCAGCCAGCCGAGCCCGUUCAGCGCGGCCAAGACGGCGUGCGCGCUGCUGGGCGAAGUCCCCUGGGAUCCCGACGCGGCCAGCUUCACGGCGGCGCUCAACGCGUCGCUAGCGUACCAGGUCUACCAGGGCAUCGCGUCCGCGGACCAGCUGUACUGGGUGGCCAAGGCGGACGACGAGGGCGACAGCUGCCGGGGCAUGGACGCCACGGGGGCCGAGUACGACGUCGACUGCCUGACGAAGAACCCGGUGCUGUGCACGCAGAGCGCGCCCGUGUCGACGUCGUCGUUUGCCAACAACUCGCUGAGCUGGCAGGUUUCGCACUUUGUCGGCAACAAGCAGCUGGCCGGCUACCGCGACUACCACACGUGGAAGUUCCGCGGUCUGGCCUACGCCGAGCCGCCCGAGCGCUUCGGCUACUCCAAGGUGGCGAGCUUCGACGACGCCGGCGAGGUUGAUGCCAUCAAUGCCGGCCCCGACUGCACGCAGCCCGUCGGCGAGGUCAAGAACACGAGCCUCAUGAGCGAGAACUGCCUGUUCAUCAACGUGUGGACGCCGUACCUGCCGCGGACGGGAGGCGACAAGGCCAAGGCCCACCUCAAGCCCGUCAUGCUGUACCUGUACGGCGGCGGGCUGACGUCGGGGUCAGGGCGCAACCCCAACACGGACGGCACCAACCUGGCGUCGCGCGGGGACGUGGUGGUGGUGUCAGCCAACUACCGCGUGGGGAGCCUCGGGUUCCUGAACCUCGACGACGGGGUGCACCGCGGCAACUACGCCGUGUCCGAUAUGGUAGCCGCGCUCGAGUGGGUUCACAAGUACAUCGCAGACCUCGGUGGCGACCCAAGCCGCGUGACGCUGUUCGGUGAGUCGGCCGGCGCGCAGAGCACGCACGUGCUGCUGGGUGUGCCCAAGGCGCAGGGCCUGUUCCACCGCGCCAUCAUGCAGUCGAGCCCCGACGGCUACCCCAGCGGCGGGAAAGUGCUGCAGUACGGCUCCUACGACUCGCUCGAGCACAACUUCGCGACCACCACGCGGCGUGUGCUGCGCGACGCCGGCUGCGCCAAUGCCACCGACGCCGUGGCCUGCCUCGGCCGCCUCAGCGGCUACGACCUGGUUAACCUGACGACUAACGCCAACGGCAUCGUCGCCGACGGCACGUACCUGCUGAACCACGAGCUGGUGGUUAACGACACGUCGGCUAGCGUGGCGACGGGCGUAGCCAUGAUGGUGGGCUUCAACCGCGACGAGACGGGCGUGCUGGUCGACAACUACCCCAGCAACGGGACCAGCCUGGCGGCGUACUUUGACGCCGAAGUCGCGCGGCACUUUUCCAUGCCGGCCAACGCGUCCGCCAUCCUCGGGCUGCCAGGCAGCAACACCACCGCCACCUCGUCCUCGGCAGCAUCGUUCCUCGGCGCGACGGCCCCAAACACGCCCGCCGCCAUCUUCGACGCGGCGAUGCGCAUCGGCACGGCAGCCGUGUUCAACUGCUACGGGCUGGCCGUCGCGUGGAGCGGCGCCAAGCACCGCGCGUUCGCGUCCAGCUACGUGUACCAGUUCAACCGCACGUACCAGACGACGGGCUACACGCGGCCGUGGUGCGUGCCGCCGGCUGGUGGCAGCGGCCCAGAGCAGGACGAGUACAAGAAGUGCCACGCGGGCGAGCAGAUGGUCGUGUUCGGCACCGUCGCGCGCGCGGGGCACUCCGACCGCGACGGCCGCGAUUUCCCUUUCAUGGGACUGGUGGUGGACCACUGGGCAGCGUUCGCGCGUGCUGCGGAUCCGAAUCCUGAUACCGCCGCUUUGGUGGCCCGUGGUCACUGGGACUCGCUGGCACGGCUCGCGGCGCCGGGAGUUGGCCGUUGGGAGCCGGUCGAUCCGGCGGCGCCGACGCUGCGCUUGCUGCAGUGGGAGUCGCGGCAGAUCCCGUUUGUAGACCAGGACGUCUGCAAGGCGCUAGGGGCGGCCAUGGAUGUUUUUGGGUGA
This is a messenger RNA of Lasiosphaeria miniovina, 2130 nucleotides long. RefSeq names its product Alpha/Beta hydrolase protein. Bases 1 to 2130 code for a protein of 709 amino acids. The transcript has 3 exons. Lineage: Eukaryota; Fungi; Ascomycota; Sordariomycetes; Sordariales; Lasiosphaeriaceae. Gene Ontology annotation, molecular function: serine hydrolase activity. The record is from RefSeq and is a predicted model, not a curated record.